CUGGUGCAGUGUCGCCCCCCUCCCCCUUCCGGCCCCUCCUGCACCAGCGAAGAAAUGCGUCCCGGCCAUGUUCGGACGUUGCUCGCGUCCCUUUUCUUCGCUCCGGCAGCCUUUGGCAAGAUCGCACCGAAGGUCAUGAUUGUCAGCAUGUUCAUUAAUGAACAAGAUGCGUGGUGGGGGAUUCCCGAAUUCAACGUUCUCGAGAAGAACAUCACAGUCCCGGGCCUGUCGCCCAUCUUCCCCCAGAUCCACUGCACGAAGAACACCGACAUCUGCCAGGUCACCACCGGAGAAGGCGAGAUCAACGCGGCCAGCACCCUCACCGCGCUCCUCUACUCCAAAAAGUUCGACCUCACCUCCACCUACUGGCUGAUCGCCGGAAUCGCCGGCGUCAACCCCAAGGUUGCCACGAUUGGAUCCGUCACCUUUGCCCGGUAUGCGGUGCACGUCGGGCUGCAGUACGAGAUCGACGCCCGGCAGAUGCCGAGUAACUUUUCCACCGGCUACUUUCCCCAGGGCUCGUCGCAGCCUGGCGUGUUUCCCCCUGAGCUGUACGGCACGGAAGUCUUCGAGGUCAACGAGCCGCUCCGGCAGAUCGCCUACCACCUCGCCAAGAACGCGACGCUCGCCGAUAACGACGCAGCACGCGCCCAGCGCAGGCUGUAUGCUGCGACGCCCGGCUUUGCGGCGGGCGGAUCCCCCGCGGGCGUGGGCGUGUACCUGUGCGACACGGCGACGUCGGACCAGUACUGGGACGGCUCGCUCCUCGGGGAGGCGUUUGAGAACACGACGAGCGUGUGGACGAACGGCACCGGCGUGUACUGCACGACGCAGCAGGAGGACAACGCCACGCUUGAGGCACUCCUCCGCGGAACCCUCGCCAAGCUCACCGACUACUCCCGCGUGAUUAUCAUGCGCACUGCGUCCGACUUCGAUCGGGCCCCGGCUGGCGAGAGCACGUACGACAGUCUUACGGGUGACACGCCUGGAUUCGGCCCGUCCAUCUUGAACUUGCAUCUGGCGGGUGUCAAGGUUGUCGAGGCGAUUGUUGGCGAUUGGCAUGCGACGUAUAAGAAGGGCAUCAAGGCCACCAACUACAUCGGCGACGCAUGGGGAUCGUUGGGUGGCCAGCCGGACUUUGGGCCUGGAAGCAUCUUUGGGGGCAAGGGCGCCUUUGUCGACGAUGACGAGGAGGAUUGA
Molecule: messenger RNA, 1200 nt
Organism: Mycena citricolor
Lineage: Eukaryota; Fungi; Basidiomycota; Agaricomycetes; Agaricales; Mycenaceae
Source: the annotation of a GenBank genome assembly